UCCUUGACUUGAAAACAAAAAAAUCAUGUUAGAUUAUCUUGUAAACGUGAACUAUCACAGACGUUAAAUCGACUGGAUUUUGUGUCUGAAAAACUGAAAAGAAAUUGUUAAUUUAUUAUUUCCUGAUUUGUGCGCAAUUUUAAGGUUAAGUAAACUUUUUGGGGGAUCUGUCCGAAUCUCUUCUCUUAAUGUAAGUUCGAUUUUUUUCUUGAAUAAUGCAAUCGCAUUUUUCCAGAUCCUGAAAGCAAGUUUGGACAGGUAGCUUGCGCGCGCACACGCCCUUCUGUGAGCACAGGUAUCAGAAUCAGGAAGCGCUUGAGCCGUCAAACAAACACAAUCCACCAUGCACGAAUCACGGAUUUAAAUCAAACAACGAUUUGUAAAACAUAAACACAUAUUAUUUUGGAAAGUUCAGGAAUCUCUGAAGGAGAACGAUGGGCUCGUGUGUGUUUCCAGUGUUCAUUGGAUUGGUUUUACUGCAGAUUCAAAAGAUCUCAGAGUGUUAUGAAAUGGAGGUGACUCCUGACUCUGGCACCAUCGUAAUUUUCAGCAAGAAGGAAGGACAGCGUCUGGACUGUAGUGUGUGUAAGGAUGCAGGUCCUUCUCAAACCUGUAACUCCGUCCUCAAACUUACUGAAGCUCGGCCCACCAACGUGACUUUCAACUGCUCUCAGCCGGGGGACAUCUUUACUGUGGAGAUCAACCAACAGAUCGAUUGCUCAACAACAGGCUGUAGCAUCGUUGCAGUGCAUCCGGAUUCGACAAGAUUCCUGGAGUUCAGCAGAACCUUCACCUGGGAUCUGAAGGUUCAGGCAGGCAGGAUGUUUCAGCUGGACUUCCCAUCUCCAGGAAUGAGACAGAUCAAGCCUUCAGAAUCCUGUCCAGACAAACACACCUACACCAUCAUCACAUACCAGCGUGCAGGACCAGCCACCAUCGGCACGUUCUGUGGGAACGGUACCAUCAGCCGUAUCCAGGUCUUGUAUAGAGGUCGAGUGACUCUGGAGGUUCCCAAAGGGACAGACCUGAACCCAUCUAACUUCAAAGUGUCCAUGGGACCAGCAGCAACAGCACUAGUUGAGGUGGACGUCAAGCUGUCCAGAGGACCCUCAUCUGCUGAUUUCUUCACACCAAAUUACCCCACAGGCUACUACAAUUUAGAAAAAAUUAAGUGGAACUUUGUUGUUCAGCCUAUGAACAAUUUUACUGUUUACUUUCGACAAUACACUGCACCAGAAUGCCAAAAGAACACUGUUAUGUGUGAUUAUACACUGGGAGACAAGACUUCAAUCACAAAGGCCCCAACUGACAUUCAGCCGACUAAUAAACAGGGAGAUUUCAGCCUGACUCUGACCAAUUGUGAUGCGAGGAAAGGGGAGAUAGUUCCUGGGCUUUCCUUGAACUUCAACGUGGAGGUGUUCAGGAGUGGGACUCCAUAUGUUUGCACUGUGGAUCUCCGGAAUGAGGAGGGAUUGAGCCUGCAAAUAGAAAAUAAAAACCCAGAGUCGUACUGUGAAAUGAGCUUGAACUCUGAGAUACAGGAGAAAAUAGUGGUUCCUGCAGGCACCAAAGCUGACCUGUCCUUCCUCGACUGCCCUGUGCAGGAUCUGCAGCUGACAGCCACCAAAGUCAUAGACUGUCCGAGUGUGUCUGCCCGUGACGUCAGUGGGACGCUCCUCACGAUUCCCGCUCUGGACUCUAGUCUUCCUGUCCCCCUCCAUCAGUUCACCUGGCUGCUCCGUGUGCAGGAUCAAGGCACCGUGGAUCUCAUGUCUCCAAAAGGAAGCCUGCACCAGUCUGUACCAGACAAGCAGUGUAAUGAGAGAGUCUUGCUGGUCAUCUCUGAGACCGAUGGCUCCAACAUUGGCCUGUUUUGCUCUGCAGCUGAAGGCGCUGUCCAAAAAAUCCAAAUCAAAGGGAAUGUUUCCAUUACUGUAACGCCUAAUAAUACAAAAGACCUGAGCCAGGAGAAAGAACCUUUCUUAAAAGUCAGCACUAGUCCAGAGAUCACUGAAAAUGUAAUCUACACUGUAAUUCCUCUCAUUUUGGGACCCAUGUACCUUGCGACACCAAACUGGCCCGACGGCAUGAAUUCUUCCUCGUCUGUCUCAUGGAUCAUCUACGUUCACCAAGAGUACACGGCCGAGCUGAUGUUCUCCAAUAUCGUCAACCCCACAUGUGACUCGGGUCACACCGAGGUCACAGUCGGACCACUGGACUCUCAAGUUCAAACACAGACCUGGAGAGAAGAUCAGAGCUUCCCCAGCCCCAUCAUCCAGCAGCAGAGCUUCUACCUGAACAUGUCCAACUGCGAGCCCAAGAGCGGCCGCUUCGCUGUGCUCUCAAAGAUCAGUCUGCAGAAGGAAUCCAAGAAGUUCCUGGGCAUUAUCUUGGCUGUAUUCGGGGUGCUGUUGUUGUUGAUAAUCAUCGCACUUAUAGUUGUGUGCGUCAUUCGAAAACGGAAAAACAAAUCAAAUGCCAACAGAUCCUCCAUCUUUAUACCCCGAGGGAAAAAUGUCCUCCCAGGAAACGCCACCUUCCCGAAAUCCAGAGCAGACAAUGAGUCCCAUGUCUAUGCCUCUAUCGACGACUCCACCAUGUACGGACAUCUGGACAAGAACCAGCCUGCAGAGGUUGACAGUGGAGCCUGGAGCAAUGGACAUCAGGUGGAUGGGUACCGUCCGUUCACCGGCCCCACGGACUCCAUCCCAGCAGCUGCGGACUCAUCUGCUGAAUAUUCGCUGGACAGAAGAGAAGGAGAUGUAUUUCAGCCUUUCCUAAACCCAGCCACCACCUUUAACCUCCCAAGGCCUCGCACGCCGCUCAUAUCGCAGGGAAGCUUAAGAUUCGAAGAUCGUAGGAUGAUGGAUAAUACGCUGAACACUUUCAAGGGUGCCGGGGAUAUAAAUCCCAUUCGUCUGUCUGCUGAUGAAUCCAGACUACAACUGCAAAUGGAUUCAGACUCGGAUUCAUAUCCUGAGCCAGAAUACGAGGACGCCAUGUGAGAAUGAGGAUCUAAUUCAAUGGCUGAUCGGUAAAACUGUGUCAGAUUUUAUUGAGAGAGCAGAAAAGCCAUUGGCUGCUAGCCUGUGCAUGUGUGCACACAAAGACAAUGUGUUUUUUUCUUCUAAAGCUUUGAACUAAUGCAUAAAGGACAUGCUCUCUCUCGUCGCUCUAGUGGUCGUGUGUAUCUUGCAUGUAUAUUUGAUCAAAAAUUGGGUUUGAAAGGGGUUUUUUAUGGGCCUUUAGCCUGAAUGUACAGAAAUAAUGCUCUUGUUGGAGCUGUUUGAGAGCCGAAUCCCUUGGUGGAAGGGUUCUGUGACUUUCUCUGUUGGAUUUUUUUUGUAUGUUUUAACAGUGAUUUUCUCCAGGCUACAUGUUUCAUAUGUGUUUGUUAAUAAAUUCUGUACGUUUACUUCAUGCAUUCCUAAAAUAAAUUCUCAAGCAUUUUAAUAGAUGUUCCUCUCUGUUCAGAAUAUAUUAGGAAUGAAGAUAAUCACACAGACCAGAAUCAGAUGUAGAGUUUUCACAUUUUCUCCAAUGGUUUGAUACUAAUAAAUAUUUUUUUAUGUCAUAAUCAAUAAAUUGUUGAGAUUAAGUAUUCUGUCUUGUCUACAUAAAAAAUAAAAAACUACAAAUCGGUCAUUAAAGUCUAAAACUAAA
Molecule: messenger RNA, 3663 nt
Organism: Carassius carassius (crucian carp)
Lineage: Eukaryota; Metazoa; Chordata; Actinopteri; Cypriniformes; Cyprinidae
Product: CUB domain-containing protein 1-like
Exons: 9
Coding region: 435-3005 (856 amino acids)
Source: RefSeq, a predicted model, not a curated record